This is a messenger RNA of Zingiber officinale, 4371 nucleotides long. RefSeq lists its product as uncharacterized. The transcript has 2 exons. NCBI's taxonomy places the organism in Eukaryota, Viridiplantae, Streptophyta, Magnoliopsida, Zingiberales, Zingiberaceae. The record is from RefSeq and is a predicted model, not a curated record. The coding region runs from base 2683 to 3669 and encodes 328 amino acids.
GGAAAGGUUUGACACUUGUACAAAAAUUUUGUACAGUGGAACCGGUACGAUUUUCCUAGGACUAACCAACACAUUCUUCACAUUUCAAUCAGGUGAUUCGAUGUGAGCAUAAGAAGUUAAUAACAAUUAAUCUCUAUUUGUUUCAAGUGGAGGGAAUUUCUAAACCAGAGGAAAGAGGUAGAAAGAACUUGAAGCUACGAACCUUGCCAAUGUGUCUAAUACAAGUUCCAUUCCCCAGUUAAGUUGAACAACUAAUUGGAAGAUCUAGUAUCCUUAUGGUAAAGACUCGAUGUCAUGAUAGGAAAUAGUUGGAAAUCAUUCUUGUAUUUGAUUUUUAGAUUGUAUACCACUGAGAUAUCAGUUGCUAAGGAUGUGAUAUUUUUUCUAAAAUUGGUUGUUAUAAACACCAGCAUCACCACCUAAAUUACAUGAUAGCAAGCAACUCAUAGAACAAGAAGAGGAGAUCACAAAAAUAAGAAGAAACUAGAUCAAACAAGAGUCACAGGUUUAACAUGUUCAAAAACUUGUUUACAUCUAUGGUUGUACUGUUGGAAGAGGAUUCUGUUAUGUCACCAUCAUUAUCUCACAUUAGUUGUGUUCAAAUGUUACACAACACCUUUUGAGAAAUGGUUUAUCACUUCUUUUAUGAAACAUGAAAAUCGGAGCAUUGUCACAUAAUAGAUGUUCCAUCAACCAAUUUGAUCUAAGAUAAAGAUUCACCUUUUAAAAUCUUAUUCCUAUUUAAUUUUUGUUUGAAACAAAAGUUGUAGGUUUAUGUUUUGUAUUAUUAGUUUUUUUGGACCUUUAACUCUCUUAUUCUACCUCAUAUUUUUGGAUUUUCUAGUGUGCCAGUUUACUGUUUGGUUUAACUUGUAAAAAUGAUUAAUGCCCUAUUGUAAAUCUAACUUAUAAAUAGAAUUCUUGUUUGAAACAAAAUUUGUAGGUUUUUAUUCAGUAUUAUUAGUUUUCCAGUUUUAUUAGAAGUUGAGCUUUUCCACCUUGCUAAUUAAUGUUUGGUUCAUUGUCCUAUUUACAUGAUAGGCUGAUAUGACUUGAUUAGCAAUAAGGCAAGAGAUGAAGAUGAUUUCUGUACUCAUUAUGUGUAUGAAGAUGAUGGAAACUAAGUUAUUUAUGCUUGUAUCGUUGGCAAUGAUCUUAGCUAUUAAAAAAAGGAGUGCUAGAUUGAGGAGUAGUAUAUCAUAUGCUUAUCAAGCAUUGUCUAGAUAUAAUAUUAGGUAUAUAAACUUAAAUGAGAUAAGUUUUCAUAGUGAUUAACAAUGUGUUGAUAACUGUAGGAUGGAUAGAAGGUCUUUAGCCAAAUUUUAUUAUUUGCUAAUGACUCAUGGAAAAUUGAAAGGAAACAGAAAUAUGUCAAUUAGUGAACUUGUAAUAUCUUUCUUCACAUUAUUGCACAUAAUGUGAAGAAUAGGAUUCUAAAACGCCAAAUAGCUAGAUCCAGUGAAACAAUUAGUAAGCAAUUUCAUUUAGUUUUGAACUAUGUUCCGCGGUUACACAAUAUUUUGCUUAAGAAGCCAGAACCAAUCCUAGAAAAUUACACGGAUGAGAGGUGGAAAUGGUUUAAGAUACAAGUAUAUACUUUCUAUAAUUUUAGUUUUUUAAUCAAUUUAAUGUGCAUAAUAAAAUAAUUGAAUUUUAUGAUACUUCUUUAAGUGUAGGGUUGUUUGGGAGCAUUAGAUGAGACUUAUAUUAAUGUCAAUGCACCAAUAGAUGAUAAACCUAGGUAUCGAACCAAAAAAGAUGAAAUUGCAACUAAUGUCUUGGGAGUAUGCACACCGAACAUGCAAUUUAGCUAUGUCUUACCAGAUUGGGAAGGAAAUGCGGUAGAUGGUAGAGUCUUAAGGGAUGCUAUUAGUAGGAGGAAUGACUUGAAGAUUCUCAAUGUAAUUAAGUUAUAAUUAUUGUAAAAUAAUAGUCACUUAUAAUAUCGUUAACAAAUAUUUGAUUUAUAUAUAUAUUAAUAUACCUGUUCACUUGUAAUAUAUAUAGGUUGUUAUUAUUUGUGUGAUGAUGGAUACACAAAUGGGAAAGAUUUUGGCACCAUAUAGAGGUCAAAGGUACCACUUGACUGAAUGGAGGCAAGGUUAUCAACCAGCGACAACCAAAGAAUAUUUUAAUAUGAAACACUCUCAAGCAAGAAAUUGCAUUGAGAGGUGGUUUGGCAUUUAAAAGCUAGAUGUGCUAAAUUGAGAGAUAACUCAUUUUAUUCUAUUAAGACUCAAUGUAGGAUUAUUUAUGUUUGUUGUAUUCUCCAUAAUUUCAUAAGGUACGAAAUGACAAUUGAUCUGAUAGAGAUUGAGCUUGAGUCAAAUGAAAGUGAUGAUGAUGAUGAUGAUGAUGAUGAUGAUGAUGAGUUGAUUAGCCAUUGUGAGACUAGUUCUGCUUGGACUGAAUGGAGAUACAAGCUUACAGAUGAUAUGUUCAUGAGUUGGCAGUCAUCAACUCAUUAAAUUUAAUAUUCUUUCAAUUUGGAUUUCAUUUUCAUGUAUUGAACUAUUUGAUUAUGUUGUAUUUGAGUUUCUUAUCCAUUUGAAUCAUUUGAACAAUUUGAUUAAGUUUGAACUAUUUGAUUAUAUCUGUAUUUUGUAUAUUAUUCAUUUGAACAAUUUGAUUAUUUUUAUGCAAGAACAAUGUAUUAUUUGGAUCAUUUAAUUUCAGUCUUCAAUGGAAGGAAAAGGCCAAAAGAUGCCAAAAGUAGUUGAAGAAGUAGAAAGUUCAAUGCCACCGAAGUUCAAAAGAAAAACUAUAAACACCAAACACUUGUGGACAAAACAAGAGAAUGUUGUAUUAAUUGACUGCCUUGUUGAGUUGAGCAAAGAUUCAGCUUGGAAGAGCGAGAAUGGUUUUCAAACUGGGUACUUGCUACAUUUGAAGAAACUCAUGGCUGCUAAAUUGCCAUCAAGCAAUUUGAAGGCUACCCCUCAUAUCGAGUCAAGGUACAAGUUACUAAAGAGACAGUUCUAUGCUAUUAAUGAGAUGUUGAAUCAUAGCAGUGAAUUUGGGUGGAACGAUGUUGAGAAGUGUAUCAUUACAACAAAAGAUAUCUUUGAUGAUUGGGUUAAGAGUCAUCUAGCUGCUAUUGGUUUAAGGAACAAAGAGUUCCCCCACCUUGAUGACUUGAUGUUUGUGUGGGGGAAAGACCGUGCCACAGGAGCUAAUGCAGAAACCCCAUAUGCUGCAGUAGAAGAAAUAAAUUUAUGUGAUGAAGAGAGUGACACGUUUGAGCAUGAAAAAGAUGAACAUACUGAAUGUCAAAAAGAUGAAGAAUCUGAUCAUGCCAACCAAGAAAUAAGGAAAUUUGAGACUCCAGAUUCAUCAAUUUGUCCAUCAAACAAGAAGUUAACCACUAGAAAAAGAAAAGGAAAGGCUGAUGAUGCUCUAGGUGACUUGAUGGGAGAGAUUCACAAGUAUGUUAUUGUUGUUACUGACGCUAAUGAGGAGAUGAAGGAAAUUUCCACCUACUUUAAGAAACAAAUCGAGAGUGGUGAUGGAAAAAUGAAGAUAUAUGAUGAGCUAAUAGAACUUUCUGAAUUCUCUGAGCAAGAAAUUAUGGAUGCCGGAGAGUAUAUUCUCAAGGAUGAACACAAAAUUGACAACUUCUUUGCAUUGCCAAAGGUAUUUAGAAGAAAUUGUGAUGAAGCAGCUCAAUGAGAUCCAUGCAAAAUGAAUUAAAUAUUUGAAUUAGGUUCUUGGUACUUAUGUUUUGAUAUACUUUGGAUUGAACUCGGAUGAAUUUUUUUUUUGGAUUGAACUCGGAUGAAUCUUUUUUUUGGAUUGAAUUUGGAUGUUAUUGGGUUGAACUUGAAGCAACUCAAUGUUAUUUCUGAAUUCUCUGAGCAAAAAAAUGUUGUCAUUUGGUCUUGAUGUUAUUACAUGGAAUAUUUGAUAGUGGACAAUUUGUUUGCUCUUUCAUGUUCUACUUGUUUAAUUUGCCAAUUGAUUUAUAUCUAAUGUAUAGUUAUGGUGGGCAUUUGUUUGCUUCAUGGUUUCUAGAAUUCAUUCCAGCUCCAAAUAGAUGUACUCUGUAUUUCAAUUUUUCUGGAUUGGUGGCACAAUUUUAUAGGCUUCACUUGCAUGGGUAUGAAUUUUUGUGAACGAGCUAAGGGCUAAAACUGUUGGAAGAUAUUAAUGUACUAUCUUCUUUUUUAAUAUAGUAGAAUUGCUGAGGUCAAAGAUCACCAGAGGAUAAGGGCACUGAAAGAGAUAUUUUAUGCAUUAGUUGUUGAAGAGUUUGUUGAAGCUGAUGUUUCCUUGGCCCCUGCUAUGUCUCAAUCUCUCUUUCAUUUUUAUCAAAUUUAUGCAUGUAACCUGCUCUCUUCUUGAAACAUAUUAUGAUAUAUUUUGAUAUGUAAG